Messenger RNA from Poecilia latipinna (sailfin molly), 1401 nucleotides. RefSeq lists its product as uncharacterized. Lineage: Eukaryota; Metazoa; Chordata; Actinopteri; Cyprinodontiformes; Poeciliidae. The transcript has 7 exons. Bases 178 to 969 code for a protein of 263 amino acids. The record is from RefSeq and is a predicted model, not a curated record.
GGUAAUGAGUAAUCAGCACAGUCAAGGUGGAGCUGAGGUCAUGACACAAAUAGUGUAAUUCUACCUUCAUCUCUCGCGUCCAGGUGUGGGUGUGUUUAGAGGAGGAGGAAAAGCAGCUUCAUAAAAUCCAAACUCCUGGUUGUCGUUUUCACACAGCAACUUCUCAUCAGAAAGACGAUGAAGCAUCUGAUCUGUCUCUCACUGCUGCUCCCAGCCCUGCUGAUCUGUGGAAAACCACCCAAAACAGAUGUAGUAAAAGACUUUUGCCAUGAAAGCAACUGCACUCUUAAUGGACACCCCAUGAUUUUGAUAAUUAGCUGCAAAAAAAAUGUUUGGCAGCUUCAGUGCAGGGGAGAUGGUGGACGUUUGAAUAUGUCCUUCACAUGUUUAGAAAAAUCUAAAAAGACACAUUCAUUUCAGCUUUCAGCCUCCAGAACAGAAACAUAUUGCUUGAACAUGAAUUGCCAAAAAACUGGAAGCACCAAUUGUGAUAACAAUCAGAUCUCCAUUUCAUCACAAUCUGAUCAAUCAUAUACGAUAAAGCUACGUGGUUCUGGUUCUGGCUGUGAGUUUGUCCAUCAGAGAGCUGAUGAUCAAACAGGAAUGUUACUGAUGACAAACAAAACUUGGAUUGAAGCUUUACAAUUCUGCAGAAUAUUAAAUUCCACUUUGGUUGAAAUCACCAGCCCAACAGUGCAGGAUGCAGUGACCAGACUCCUGACAAAUAAAACAGGCUUGCAGAACGGUGUCUGGGUCGGCCUGGAGAGAUCCAUCUUUGGCAUCAAUCCAGAGUGGAUCUGGACGUCUCGGAACAAAACUAUAAAUCCUGUCUGGACCAGCAACCAUCCUGUUGACCCUCUGAACAACCACUGUGGAAAGGUUGUCAUGGCUGGGGGUCAAGUCAAGCUGGUGGAUGAAGACUGCCAUAAGAGUUUACCUUUCAUCUGCCAAGAUGACCUGGGUUUGUAGUCUGAUAAUCUGUUCUUUGUGAUUUUUAUUUAUAAUUCUUUGAAGGAUUUUUACUCACUGCUGAUGCUUCAGAUUUCACACCAAUUAUUACUUAUGAGGCAUGUAGUUCUGUUACUGACUGUCUUUCUAACUGUUAUUAUUCAUUAACCCAUUUUAAGGUGAUUCAGUUCGAUUACAUCAUUUCUAGUUUGAUUUAUGUGAAUCAUUUAAAUUUAUUUAUAAUUUUGUUGUUGAACCUUAAAGAAAUAAGAUUCAAACCAAUUGUUGGUAAAGUCCUCUAAUAGUGGUUGGAAUUACAAAGUCUUGGAUUAGGAUAAUCUGAGUGAAUAUUAUCUCAUGCAAACGACCAUGUGAUGUAAAUAACUGGUUAUCAUUUAGUUCUGACAAACAUCACCUGAAUAAAUGUUCAGUUUUCACUGCAGCGGCCAAGAA